AAAAAAGAAACUGUCAAGCAGGUCAUGUCAACGCUACAUUGAUGUGCAUUGCAAGCAGAUUUAAUUGCAAUUUUCUCUAUAAAUAGUCUCAAUUUUAGCAUUCCAAAUGGAGGUCCUAGUCGCUAACGUAGAUCAUAUCAAAUUCGACAUAGAUUUUGCAUUAGACGAGCAAUAUGGAGCUUUACCGUUGCCGUUUCCCGGAAUGGACAAGUCCACGGCAGCAGUAUGUGAAUUUUACAGUCAACCUAGUGGAUGUACAAAUGGACCUCAAUGUCCCUACAGACACGUCCGCGGCGACCGCACAGUGGUCUGCAAGCAUUGGCUGCGCGGUCUGUGUAAGAAGGGCGACCAGUGCGAGUUCCUCCACGAGUAUGACAUGUCCAAAAUGCCGGAAUGCUACUUCUACGCCCGUUUUAAUGCCUGUCACAAUAAGGAGUGUCCGUUCCUGCAUAUAGACCCCGAGAGCAAGAUCAAAGACUGUCCCUGGUACGACCGCGGUUUCUGCCGGCACGGGCCUCACUGCCGCCACCGUCACGCGCGCGUCCUCUGCACCAACUACCUGGCCGGGCUCUGCCCAGACGGGCCCUCCUGCAAGUACAUGCACCCGCGUUUCGAGCUGCCCGCUCCCCCGGAACAGACGAAGGAUGCUAAGCGGUUGCCAGUUUGUCAUUAUUGUUCCGAAGUCGGACAUAAGGCGUCAUCCUGUAAUAAGAUACCGCAAGAGCAACGCGAAGCCGCCCAACGCCAAGAGGAGGCCCGCUACCGAGCCCUCGGCUACAUCAAGCCCGCCAACGAAAACGAGACCUCCGAGAGCCCUCGCAUGCAGCGCAUGAUGCACAAGCCCCUCGAAGAGGUCACCUGCUUCAAGUGCGGGACCAAAGGACACUACGCCAACCGGUGCCCGAAGGGACACCUCGCCUUCUUGAGUCAGAAUCAGAACCAGCAGAACCAAAACCAGUGGCUGAGGGACAAACAGCAGCAGUGAUAGUGUUAUGUUUAGUUUAAGUGACAUUGGAGGAUUUAUAUGAUUAAGUUUGUUUUCACAUUGAAUAACGAUGUUUGCUGGUCUGAGACACUGCCUGACAUAACCACAAAAUUAAAAUUUUGAAAAACCCCCGACUGCGACAUAGUAGACCGAUUUUCAUGAAACAUGGCUAAGAACACUCCCAACUAACUCAGCUUGCAGACAAAAAAAAACUAAA
Messenger RNA from Leguminivora glycinivorella, 1202 nucleotides. RefSeq names its product cleavage and polyadenylation specificity factor subunit 4 (gene Clp). Lineage: Eukaryota; Metazoa; Arthropoda; Insecta; Lepidoptera; Tortricidae. Gene Ontology annotation, molecular function: RNA binding; zinc ion binding. The record is from RefSeq and is a predicted model, not a curated record.